Chelonus insularis is the source of this 890-nucleotide messenger RNA. Its product is annotated as oxysterol-binding protein-related protein 11. The transcript has 2 exons. NCBI's taxonomy places the organism in Eukaryota, Metazoa, Arthropoda, Insecta, Hymenoptera, Braconidae. Gene Ontology annotation, cellular component: trans-Golgi network; recycling endosome; early endosome. Gene Ontology annotation, biological process: retrograde transport, endosome to Golgi; receptor recycling; endosome organization. The record is from RefSeq and is a predicted model, not a curated record. Bases 168 to 752 code for a protein of 194 amino acids.
ACUAAUCUAUGCAUGUCGAUAAAGUAGAUAUAUGUGAUUGAUGGACGCACGUACAGUAAAAUUUAUAAAUAUUUCACAUCAUGUGUUGUUUUAGUUAGAAAAUGAUAAGUUUUAAAAACGUUCGCAUUAAGUUUAGUACAAAUUGUCAUUAAAAAAAUAAUAACAUUAUGAAUUCACAAAUUCGACAUCGAUUUGAAGGACUUCUUCAUAAAUAUACAAAUGCAAUGAAAGGAUGGCAAUACAGAUGGUUUAUAUUAAGUCCUGAAACAGGUGAACUCCAUUAUUUUUUGAGUGAAUCAGAGAAGAAUCAACGUCCUAGAUGUUCAAUUUAUCUGGCUGGAGCUGUCAUAGCUCCAAGUGAUGAAGAUUCAAAUACAUUUACUGUCAAUUCAGCUACAGGUGAUAUGAUAAAAUUAAGAGCAACUGAUGCUCGAGCUCGUCAAGAGUGGGUGGACAAAUUGCGAGCAGUCACUGAAAUGUAUACACGAGCAAUUGCAAGUAGUCAUCCACCUCUACCACCACGAGAGCAUUCAGCAAAUGCCACUAGAAGUCCUGUUGCUAAAUUAGAAGUUCUUGAUGCAUUUGCUAAUUGUCGAGAACAAUUGAAUAGAGUUGAAAAACAGAAUCAAACACUUUGCCAAACAAUUGAAAAUUCUCCUCUUUAUCUGGACCCAGAUCUUUUGAUACUUAAAGCUACUGCUCAAGAAACAUAUCAUACACUGAAUCAGUGUUUAAAUAUCCUCUAUCAGUAAUUAAUGGAUUAAUUGAUCCAUCUAUUUUAUGAUGAAUUCUUUUGUAUUUAGUAAUUGUUUUCAAUUUUAAUGACAUUCCUAAUAACAUUUAGAAAAUUAUUAGAUUUUUUUAAAUUUCAACAAAUUUUAUUAACGAGU